CACACAAAAGGAACUUGGCAAUCGAGUCACCCUGAUAAAAACCAACCUCACCCUCUUCCUCUUCUGAUUCCCUCAGCCCACAAAGAAGAUAAUAAUAUUUACUAUCAACAAUGGCCACUGUCACCUCCGCAGCUGUUGUUAUCCCAUCUUUCACUGGCCUUAAAGCAAGUGCAUCGACAGCCAAAGCGAUGAGUUCCAGUGUCAAGGUUUCAGCUUCAGCCUCAACUGUUCCUAGAAUGAGUAGUGUUGUGAAGGCCUCACUCAAGGACUUCGGUGUUGCCGUUGCGGCCACAGCUGCUAGCGCAAUGCUUGCUGCCAGCAAUGCCAUGGCCGUUGAGAUUUUGCUCGGUGGCGAUGAUGGGUCAUUGGCUUUUGUCCCAGACUCCUUCUCUAUUAGCUCUGGAGAAAAGAUUGUGUUCAAGAACAACGCUGGGUUCCCGCACAACGUGGUGUUCAAUGAGGAUGAGAUUCCAAGUGGUGUUGAUGCUUCGAAAAUCUCCAUGUCUGACGAGGACCUGCUGAAUGCCCCGGGAGAGACUUAUGCUGUUACUUUGACUGAGAAAGGAGAAUAUUCUUUCUACUGUUCCCCUCACCAGGGAGCUGGCAUGGUGGGAAAGGUGACUGUGAACUAAGUGUCCAUCAAUGAAGACUUUGUUUCUUUGUUUUCCUUCUUUUUUUCCCAGAUUGAUGGUAAAUUGAGUGAGUCUACGAGUAUCAUACUAUCAUUGUUGGGGGACGAGAGACUUGUAUGUGAUGUUCAAAACCAAUAUAUGCUUUUGUAAUUUUCAUCUA
Mangifera indica (mango) is the source of this 792-nucleotide messenger RNA. Its product is annotated as plastocyanin. The record is from RefSeq and is a predicted model, not a curated record. Gene Ontology annotation, cellular component: chloroplast thylakoid lumen. Gene Ontology annotation, molecular function: copper ion binding. NCBI's taxonomy places the organism in Eukaryota, Viridiplantae, Streptophyta, Magnoliopsida, Sapindales, Anacardiaceae. Bases 111 to 632 code for a protein of 173 amino acids. The transcript has a single exon.